AUGGCGGGGAUUAAAGUGACUGCGGAGAAGAAGAGCAAGAAGAGAAAGGAGGAGACGGCCGUUGGGGUGGAGAAGACGAAGAAGGCUAAAAAGGAUGUGACUAAAGAAGACAAAAAAAAAUCGUAUGUUUUGGCUGUGCCGCGCCAAGUGCAACUGAAGGAGAAGGAUGCGGACAUUGCCGCCAAGGAUGCGAAGCGUGCUGCGAAGGAUGCGAAGAAUGCGAAGAGUGCUGCGAAGGAAGUGAAAGAAACGAAGGAGGGCAAGACGAAGAAGGAGAAAAAGGGGAAAAAGGGGACGGAGACCGCGGAAGUUACGGAGAAGAAAGAAAAGAAGGAAGCUCAGAAGGGGAAAAACGGUAAGGAGACUACGGAAGUUACAACGAAGACGGAAAAGAUGGAGACGAAGGAAGAUAAGAAGGGGAAGAAGAAGGAUAAGAAGGAGAUCAAGCACGUGGUAGAGGAGAAGAAGAUUAAAGACGUGAAGUCUGAGAAGAAGGGAGCGACGGAGGGGGAGAAGGGGAAGGAGAAGGGGAAGGGGAAGGGGAAGGGGAAGGGGAAAGAGGGAGAGAAGGCUGGCAAGAAGGGAGAGAAGGGCAAAGAGGAGGCGAAGGAGGAGAGCAGUGAUGAGGAGAUGGAAGAGGCGAGUGAGGAGGAGAGUGAGGAGGAGGAGAGUGAGGAGGAGGAGGAAGAGAAGAAAGUGAAGAAGGAGGAGAGUAGUGAGGAGGAGGAGGAGAGUAGUGAUGAGGAAGAGGAGGAGAGUGAUGAGGAGGAGGAGGAAGAAAAGAAAGUGAAGAAGGAGGAGAGUAGUGAGGAGGAGGAGAGUAGUGAUGAGGAAGAGGAGGAGAGUGAGGAAGAGGAGGAAGUAAAGAAAGCUGUGAAAAAGGAGGAAAGUAGUGAGGAGGAGAGUAGCGAUGAAGAGGAGAGUGAGGAUGAGGAAGAGAGUGAGGAGGAGGAAGAGAGUGAGGAGGAGGAAGAGAAGAAAUUUUUAAAGAAGGUAGCAGCAAAAGAGGAUAGCAGUGAGGAAGAGGGAAGUAGUGAUGAGGAGGAGGAGGAUAGUGAGGAGGACGAGGAAGAAAAGAAGGUUGUGAAAAAAGAUGAGAGCAGUGAGGAGGAGGAGAGUAGCGAUGAGGAGGAAAGUGAAGAGGAGGAAGAGGAAGAGAAGAAAGUUGUGAAGGAGGAGAGCAGUGAGGAAGAGGAGAGUAGUGAGGAGGAGGAGGAGAGUGGGGAGGAGGAAGAGGAAGUUAAGAAGGUUGUGAAAAAGAAAGAGAGCAGUGAGGAGGAGGAGAGUAGUGAUGAGGAGGAGGAGAGUAGUGAGGAGGAGGAGGCAAGUGAGGAAGAGGAAGAGGAAGUUAAGAAGGUUGUGAAAAAGAAAGAGAGCAGCGAGGAGGAGGAGAGUAGUGAUGAGGAGGAGAGUGAGGAGGAGGAGGAGGAGGAGAGUGAGGAGGAGGAAAAAGAAGAUAAGAAAGAGAGCAGUGAAGAAGAGGAGAGUAGUGAUGAGGAGGAGGAGAGUGAGGAGGAGGAGGAGGAGGAGAGUGAGGAGGAGGAAGAGGAAGUUCAGAAAGUGGUGAAAAAGGAAGAGAGCAGUGAGGAGGAGGAGAGUAGUGAGGAGGAGGAGGAGAGUGAGGAGGAGGAAGAGGAAGUUAAGAAGGUGGUGAAAAAGGAAGAGAGCAGUGAGGAGGAGGAGAGUAGUGAUGAGGAGGAGAGUGAGGAGGAGGAGGAGGAGGAAGUUAAGAAGGUUGUGAAAAAGGCGGAGAGCAAUGAGGAGGAGAGUAGUGAUGAGGAGGAAGAGAGUAGUGAUGAGGAGGAGGAGAGUGAGGAGGAGGAAGAGGAAGUUAAGAAGGUUGUGAAAAAGAAAGAGAGCAGUGAGGAGGAAGAGAGUAGUGAGGAAGAGGAGGAGGAGGAGAGUGAGGAGGAAGAGAAAGCGAGGAAGCCUAAUGUGAAGGAGAUGGAGAAGGAAAAAGGGGGUCGGCAGCAGAAGCAGCAGCAGCAGAAGGAGCAGAAGGAGCAGCAGAAACAGCAGGAGGAGCAGCAGCAGAAUGGAUGGCUGACGACACCUGCCAAGCUCACGUGCAGCAAGUGUGUCUUUGGUGUCACCUCACUGGGAUCAGGGAGCAAGCUGGGCAGCGCUGCAAGAGCACUAUUCCCAUGCCCCUUACUAUUCCACUCCCCACAUAUACGGCUAUGCCCCACCCCACUCUCUAUUCCUCGUGCCUCUUCCAGCGCUGCAAAAGCUCCACUCCCCACCUAUACGGCUAUGCCCCACCACAUUCCCCGGCCCAUGCUCUAUUCCCAUGCCUCUUGCACUCCCCCAUCCUGCUUCAGCGCUGGCAGCGCUGCAAGAGCGCCACUCCCCACUUAUACGGCUAUGCCCCACCCCACACUCUAUUCCCCAUGCCUCUUCCACUGCCCCUUCUCCCCAUCCCCCACCCAGCUCACGGGUAGCAAGAGGGCCUUUGACGCUAUCUCACCGGGAUCGGGCAGCAAGCUGGGCAGCGCUGCAAGAGCGUUCCAGAGAGUCAAGGUGGAGGAGGUGAGUGGGAGGCUGAGGUGCGUGGGAGGCUGA
Closterium sp. Naga37s-1 is the source of this 2562-nucleotide messenger RNA. The record is from the annotation of a GenBank genome assembly. NCBI's taxonomy places the organism in Eukaryota, Viridiplantae, Streptophyta, Zygnematophyceae, Desmidiales, Closteriaceae.